AGUAAACAGAAAGUCCACAGGUUCCCUCCUGUGAUUGAGGAGGAAGCGGGUUGCGCUGUUGUGUGUGAGCUGAGUCUCUGAGCUGUUGGAGUAACAAUGCCUUCAGUUCAGUAUCUGAGAGAGUUUAUCAACGAGCGGCUAACUGCUGCUGCUGAAGAAAUAUUCACAGAGUUUGAAAAAACCAUCGUCCAGUACGAGGAAGAGAUCGGCCGUCAGCGCAGACUGCUGGAUAUCACCUGGAAACCCGAAAUAAAGCUGCACAGGACAGAACUCCCACAGCCAUAUGUCAGUGAGAGGGAGGGGGGUCUCACUGAGCAGCAGCUCUGUAACCAGGAGAGGAGCUCCAGUCGGGACCAAGAGGAACCAGAACCUCCACAGAUUAAACAGGAACAGGAGGAACUCUGCAGCAUUCAGGAGGGAGAGCAGCGUGCACUGAAGGAGGAGAGUGAUACCUUUAUGGUGACUGCUACAUACAACAAAAGAGACCACAGUGAAUCAGAGCCAGACUGUGAGCAGCUCCUGUCCCACAGCUCUGCUGUAGCUGAGAGUCGAGAUCAGGGAGAAGGCAAGAAUGUAGAUUCAGGAUCAACAAGAAAGCCAGAGUCAAAACCAAAGGAGAGACUUUACAUAAACAGAAGUCACAGCAGCAAUGCAGAAGAAUCUCCUACGUCAGAGACUCGGUGUCACACUGACACAGACCUACCACAACAACAUGUCUAUAAAGAACAGCAGGAGGUUCUCAGUGAGCAGGAGUUCUGUAACAAGGAGUGGAGCUCCAACUUGGAACAGGAGGAACCAGAACCUCCACAGAUUAAAGAUGAAGGUGAAGAACCUUGCACCAGUCAGGAGGGAGAGCAGCUGGUACUAGAGAAUGAUACCUUUAUGGUAACUGCUACUUAUGAGGAAAGAGACCACAUACCAAACAGGGACCAGCUCUACUCUCACAGCACUGCUGUAGCUGAGAGCCAAAAUCAUGAAGGAAGUAAGACUGUAGAUUCAGGAUCAUCUAAAAAUUCAGAGCUAAAGAAGAGACUUCAUAGAAACAGAAGUCACAUCAACAAUCUAGAAGACUCUCCUCCAUCAAAGAGUUGCAGUAACUCUGACACAGGCAAAAAGUCUUUAAAAUGUGAUUUUUGUGGAAAAACCUUUAAGAAAAAGUCUCAAAUGAAGGAACAUCACAGAAGCCACACAGGUGAGAAGCCAUAUUCUUGCAAAGCAUGUGGGAAAAAUUUUACUCGCAGUAGGAAUUUGACUGUCCACAUGAGAACACACACAGGAGAGAAGCCAUAUCAUUGCAAAAUGUGCGGGAAGACAUUUACGCGUAGUAGUAGUUUGCCCCUGCACAUAAGAACUCACACAGGUGAGAAGCUGUAUCCUUGUAAAAUCUGUGGUAAAGUGUUGUCACGUAGAGGGUAUUUGUUGGCACACAUAAGAACGCAUACAGGUGAGAAACCAUAUGAAUGUAAAACGUGCGGGAAAAUGUUCAUAUCUAGUAAAAAUUUGUUGCGCCACAGUAAAACCCACACAGGUCAGAAGUCAUAGCCUUGAAACUUUUCUUUAACAAUAUUUGGGAUUCCAACUUUGGAAAACACAUCAAAAAUGUAAACAGGUUCAAAGGAAAAGUUUCAGAGUUCGAACAUCUUUAGACUGCUUUUAAAAAACUGUCGUUUGAGCUUGUAACACAUGAGAUCAGUCUAAUCCGUCAUCAGCAGUCAGAUUCUGCAGUGAAAAUAUGAUGAAUCUGACUGUGUACUUCAGUUUAGAGUUCCCCUUUUUUUGUCACAUUAAAAGUCACAAAUUAAAUAUUAAGUUUUGUUUUUUGUGCAUCAUUUGAUGAAUGAAAAAUAUUGUUGAAUUAAUGUCAAGUUGUGGGAGUUAUUUUUUUUUAUUAAUAUGAAAUGUUGGAAACUUUAUUCUGAUUACGUUACUAUUUUUACGGGGAGAGUUAUUUAGUUUAUUAAUAUUUAGUUUAUUUGCCUCCUUUUACUAUUGAUUUAUUUAAAGUAAUUUGUUGUUAGCUUUAUGGAGGACACCUUUCUUUGAGCUCAUUUUUCAUCCAGCCAUGUGUGAUCACAGGAAGUCAUGAGUAGUGCGGGAUAAAAUGGACUCUGCUUGAAUAAAAUUGUUGGGUAGUUAAUUUGUAUGAAUAGAUUUAUAAUUUUUGAGUGGAUUUAUAUUGAUUAUUGCUGUUAGCCUCU
Messenger RNA from Archocentrus centrarchus (flier cichlid), 2198 nucleotides. RefSeq names its product zinc finger protein 180-like. The coding region runs from base 97 to 1542 and encodes 481 amino acids. The transcript has 3 exons. NCBI's taxonomy places the organism in Eukaryota, Metazoa, Chordata, Actinopteri, Cichliformes, Cichlidae. The record is from RefSeq and is a predicted model, not a curated record. Gene Ontology annotation, biological process: regulation of transcription by RNA polymerase II. Gene Ontology annotation, molecular function: RNA polymerase II cis-regulatory region sequence-specific DNA binding; DNA-binding transcription factor activity, RNA polymerase II-specific.